This is a messenger RNA of Pipra filicauda (Wire-tailed manakin), 962 nucleotides long. It is a transcript of the gene FBXW4, whose product is annotated as F-box and WD repeat domain containing 4. Gene Ontology annotation, biological process: SCF-dependent proteasomal ubiquitin-dependent protein catabolic process. The record is from RefSeq and is a predicted model, not a curated record. Gene Ontology annotation, cellular component: SCF ubiquitin ligase complex. Gene Ontology annotation, molecular function: protein binding. NCBI's taxonomy places the organism in Eukaryota, Metazoa, Chordata, Aves, Passeriformes, Pipridae. Bases 125 to 955 code for a protein of 276 amino acids. The transcript is spliced from 6 exons.
GGCAGUGACAGGCAGCGGCUCCUGCCCCAUGUGACUGGGGAGCGGCUGCCCCGUCCAUGGCUUGGCCUCCCCCGGGCAGCAGCAGCUCCGGCUCCCGGGGAGGAGGGGCGGGAGCUGCUGCUCCAUGGGGAGGAAGGGCAGCCCCCGGUCCCCCCAGGCGGAGGGGGGAUCCCGGGCCGCCUCCCCCCCAUCCCCGCUCUGGGCCUUACCCGAGGAGCUGCUGCUCCUCAUCUGCUCCUACCUGGACGCGCAGGCCUUGGGCCGCCUGGCCCAGGUCUGCCGCCGCCUGCGCUUCCUCAGCGGCCGCGAUCUCCUCUGGAGGCGCAUAGCCCGCGGCUGCCUCAACUCCGGCUUCACCCAGCUCGGCACCGACCUAGCUGCUGGCAUUCCAGUGAAGGAGAGGGUGAAAGUAUCUCAGAACUGGAGGCACGGACGCUGCCGGAGGGAGACGGUCCUGAAAUGGAAAUGCAAUUUGAUGCCAUGGAUGGAGCUGGAUGGCGAGUAUCUCUACCUGUCUCAAGCAGAGAACAUCCAGGCCUACCCCAUCUGUCCAGAGGGUACAGGUUUGCAGCGUCACCCUCAAGCCAUCUUCUCUGGCCACCAGGAGGAUGUAUGUCGCUUCGUUCUUGUCAACUCCCACAUCGUCAGCGGAGGGGGGGAUGGAAGUAUUGUCCUUCACAAGAUCCAUGGCUCCUACAGUGUCAAGUUCUCUGCGCAUGAACAGGAGGUGAACUGUGUGGAUUUCCAAGGUGGCCUCAUUGUCAGUGGCUCCCGGGACCGAACAGCGAAGGUUUGGUCCCUGUCCGCGGGCAGAGUUGGUCAGUGUCUACAUACAGUGCAGACAGAGGAUCGAGUGUGGUCCAUUGCUAUCAGCCCAUUAUUAAGCUCAUUUGUGACGGGGACAGCCUGCUGUGGACACACCUCACCUCUGAGAAUCUGGGACCUUGAGAGGUGAGUGAGCU